Ornithodoros turicata is the source of this 3094-nucleotide messenger RNA. RefSeq lists its product as uncharacterized. Lineage: Eukaryota; Metazoa; Arthropoda; Arachnida; Ixodida; Argasidae. The record is from RefSeq and is a predicted model, not a curated record. The transcript has 13 exons. Bases 61 to 1557 code for a protein of 498 amino acids.
GCGGUUCCCGCCAUCCGUUCGCGCUUUUCUGCCGAAUGUGUUUCUUUUUGUUCGUCUGCAAUGGAAAGUUCACGCGAGGCAGUGCUGCCUUUUGCAAUUGUGAAAUUUCUGGAUGAAAGUGUGGCUGUGGUGGCAUGCUCCUGGAUAGAUGAAGAUGGAUGUCGAUGGCCCCCUUCAAAAGAUAGGAAAAACAUUGGAGCACUGGUCCGGAAACAAAAAGAACCAGAACCCACAUGGAAGCAACUUUCCUGCAAAGUGCUGGAGAGAUAUGCAACAUAUGAUGCAGCUCGGGCAAAUUUGUCUCUGGCUGAAGAGACAUCCGAUCUCAAUGCUGAGAUUCAGUAUGGUCGUGGCAAACGCAAGAAAAGAAGCGCCAUAUACUCUGAUAGCGAGGAAUCUCAGCCACCUACCCCUCCUCCACCUUCUCGUACUACACACAAAACCACGGGGCAGGUUGCAAAAAGCAACACCAAGGGCAAGGCUCCGCCAUUUUCAUCUAGAUCAAGCCAGCAAGAGAGCACACCGCACUAUACUUCACAGUCACUUAUUGACGAUAUGGUGGAGGAGAAUGCUAACAUCUUGCCUCUUCCUGAAAUGCAAAGUCAGCCUCGACCAUCCCCUUUUAGUGACCCUCAAGGAGCAAGCUUCCAUGGACUGCACAGGGCACCACGUCGGCUACCUUCCGACUUUCAUGGAACUCGAAUUCCCGAACGCAGCUACCUUAGCCAGAGGUGCACUAACGGUGAUGAGUACUCGUUCUCGCAGAGCAGCCUCCAAGAGUGUGAACGACAACCGUAUGAACAUAACAGCCAGGCCCCGGCAACUUAUGGUGACAAGAGGACUUUCAGCAGAAGACCUGCGCAGCAGCAACUAAUCGAUCAUUUUCAUAAUGACAAUGAUUUGGGAUGCACACCAUCCAUUUUGAGAGAAGUUUUGCUCAGGAUUGCAUCUUCCACAGCUAGAGAGUCACAAAGGUCUCUGUCAGAGAUAGCAGGAGAUUCACGUUCAAGACAAAGAUCCUACGGCAACAGCAGUGAUGCUUCUACAGCAAGUCAGCCCAAAGCAGAAUUUGAGAAGAAGGUCAUCAGAUCCUUGAACAUGAUAACGCUUCGUCUUCAGCAGCACUCGGAACAACUAGACGUCAUAACUUCACAUUUGCAAAAGCCUCGGGAUCUAAGUACAGAUGAUGUCCUCACAGAGCCCUUUACUGAUGUGGAGAGUCUGCUUGCCUUUGACAGAGGACUUCAUGCAUCGUCUGGAAAGAGAGAGAAACUGCUCCAGUACAUAAUAACCCUUGGAGGCAACAACAAUGGGGAUAAAGCGAGACGUUUUUUGUGCCAACUCAUGACUGAUGCCGUUGCACUCCAGUUCAGCUGGAAAGGGGCACACGGAAAAAACCGAUUCAAAAGCCUGGAAUGUGCAAGCAUUAUCUGCCGUGCUAUCACAAUGACUCCCAAUUCUGGGACAAUUGCAGAAACAGAAAAGGCAAUUAUGACCUGGCUUCGCCAUGCAGGAGAUAGAAUGAAGAAGAGGAACGCACAAGAGGAGGAUCUGUGAUACGUAGACUUUGAAGUUCAUGAUGUGAGUGCCUGCUCAUGUGCAAGAUGUGGUGCAAGAUGUGCUAUCUGUGAUAUGUGGACGAUAAGAUUUUUGCAUGAGCUAGCCUGCUCAUUUGUGAUAUGUGGACUUCAUAUUCUUAUUUUUAUUGUACCAAUCUUUUUUAAAUUGUUGCCUCUCUCCUUACCGUGUAUUAUCUGGCGUCGUGGUCUAAAAUAAGGUGACCAACAAAAGGGGUGCAGCCAAAUGUGCACAUACUACAAUAUGAUUAAGACUGGAAAAUCCAGAGCGCCAGAUAAUGUACGGUAACAUGGUAUAUAACUUUGGGUGUUAUACACCUAUGAGUUGGGGGGUGGCACUAGGAAGUGUUUGUUGUGACCAAGUCUAUGUGUUACUGACCUCAGGACUCCAUUUGGUAUUUUUAUUUGGCAUUUUUAUAUAUCGAGUUUCUUGUGUGAGCAGUCUGCUCGUUUGUGGUACGUGGACUUCCAUUUCAUAGUUUUAUUGUCAAGGGCAUUUUGUUCUUUUUAUAUUGUCAGCAUGGUUUGUACAGGGUGUGUCCAGAAGAAUGUAACCCGCAUUUAGGCACUUAGCUUGUUGUCUACCUAACUAGCAAACUUCUGGUGGCGCACGAUGGCGCAUUUAUGCGUGCGAAAUUUGCAGAAGAAUUGUGGAAGCCAUACUUAGCUUCAAAAAUAAAUGGAGCAACGAAAACGUCGGCCUCUGUGCAUCACAAUAGGGCAACAUGGCGGAUGCAGGAGAGUUGUGUUCAGGUACCGCUAGGGGAGCUAUCGGUGCAGAAUUCGAAACGUUGUCCCACAUGGAUGCUCAUCGGUAGUGCCCCUAGUGGUGCCUGCACAUAACUCUCCUGAGACCGCCAUGCACUAACAUGUACUGUCAUGACCACCCUAUUCUAAUGUAUGGAGGCUUAUGUUUUCAUGCUCUAUUUGUUUUUUUAUGCUGAGUAUGGCUUCCAGGAUUUUUUUGUAGCUUUCGCACACAUACAUACGCCGUCGUACGCCAGCGGUAGUUCCUCGGGUAAGUAGACAACGAGUUACAUGUAAAAACGCAGGUUACAUUUUUCUGCACACACUCUCUGUCAUUUUACCUAAAUAGUGCAUAUAGAAGUUGCAAUUUUCAGGUGCAUAUGCAAAUCAAAGGCCACCAGUGGGUCAUGUCGUCGUAAUACUAUGCAGAUUGACAUAUGUUUUAGCAUUGUUUACUUUAACACUCCUUUUCGGCAUCGCAGCUAAUGGGGGAGAAUACGGUAUUACCAGGUUUUGAGUACCUUUUUUUGUACUGGGACAGCCAGAGUAUUCAUUGCUGUAUUUCUAUUCUUUUUCUUGAAGAUGAUAGUACCUGAAUAUAAAGCAGUCGAAAUACUUGCUCUAAGUCAAAGGGUGUGUUCAGGUGUUCUUUUGUAUUUCAAACUUUUGUUCCAGUUUUUCGCCUUCAGCAUACCGUACUAGUCAAAAUAUGUUUCCUCUGUAGAAGCUGUCGAAGUGUGUGAUAUACAAAAUGUAAUAAAGUAUUUUCU